Molecule: messenger RNA, 2085 nt
Organism: Limulus polyphemus (Atlantic horseshoe crab)
Lineage: Eukaryota; Metazoa; Arthropoda; Merostomata; Xiphosura; Limulidae
Product: far upstream element-binding protein 1-like
Exons: 17
Coding region: 49-2085 (678 amino acids)
Biological process (GO): regulation of DNA-templated transcription
Cellular component (GO): cytoplasm; nucleus
Molecular function (GO): mRNA binding
Source: RefSeq, a predicted model, not a curated record
AAGGUUGCUUUGUUCAUUCGCAUUUUCCGCCAUUUUUAGUGUCGCAGCAUGUCGGUUGCUCCACCUCAGUCAACUGUUUCUGGUGGGUUCGACACAAAUUCUGCUUUUGCGGAUGCGCUUGAGAGAGCUCGACAGAUAGCAGCAAAGAUUAAUCCUGGUGGUGGUGAUACUGGUACCACUGGUGGAACAAAGCGUCCUCUAGAAGACAGUAUGGAUCUUUUAUCAGAUGGUGGUUCUGAUCCUAAAAAGCUAGCAACAAUGAAAGAUCCCAUUGGUGCCCAGUUAGCUGCCAUUCAUCAGCAAAGAUCUAUGCCUGGUUCUAAUGCAGUUACUGUAGAAGAAUGGAAAGUUCCUGAUAAAAUGGUUGGUUUGCUUAUUGGAAGAGGUGGGGAACAAAUCACUAGGCUACAGGCUGAAUCAGGGUGCAAGAUUCAGAUGGCAGCUGAUAGUGGAGGUUCUCCCGAUAGAGCGUGUACAUUGACAGGAUCCAGACAGUCCAUAGAAAAAGCAAAAGAAUUAAUGACUCAAAUCAUCAACAGAGGAGGACCACCUCCUCCAUAUGUGGAUAUUAACCAAGUACCUGAAGGGCAAGUGGUGAUUGACAUGAUGAUCCCAGGGGGAAAAGUUGGCCUCAUUAUAGGAAAAGGUGGUGAAACCAUUAGACAGCUACAGGAACGAGCUGCUGUGAAAAUGGUUAUGAUUCAGGAUGGCCCCCAACAAACUGGGAUAGACAAGCCACUCAGAAUUACUGGGGAUCCUUCAAAGUGUGAGUUUGCCAAACAAUUAGUGAUGGAUCUAUUAACAGAAAAAGAAAUUGAGAAUGUUAACAGAGGAGGUGGUGGUGGCUUUAUGGGAGGAGGGCCUCCAACAAACGAAUAUGGAUCUGUACCCCCUGGUACACAAGAGAUCUUGGUACCAAGGCAAGCUGUCGGAGUAGUCAUAGGAAAAAGUGGAGAUAUGAUACGACGAAUUCAACAAGACUCUGGUGGAGCUAAAGUUCAGUUCCAGCAAGGGAAGGAUGAUGGACCCGGAGACAGAAUAUGUUUAGUCAGUGGAAAUCCGGAGCAAGCGCAGAGGGCUGCAAAUAUCAUACAUGAUCUAAUUCGUAGUGUCCUGCAGAUGAGAGAUCAACAGAAUAUUGGUAGGGGGCGUGGUCGUGGCCGAGGAUACGAUGGAGGCCCGGGAGGUCCACCAUUUGGUCCACCAGGUCCAGGAAUGGGCAGAGGUCGACCUGAUGGUGAUAUGCAGGAAAUUAGCUACUCUGUUCCUGCAAAUAAGUGUGGUCUUGUAAUAGGAAAAGGUGGCGAAACUAUAAAGGGGAUUAAUCAACAGAGUGGUGCACACGUUGAACUGUCAAGAGGCCCACCCCCUAACCCUCACGAAAAAGUGUUCAUUAUACGAGGAGCCCCACAACAGAUUGAGCAUGCACAGCAGUUGAUUAAUGAAAAAAUUGGGGGACCUGGCAAUACUAUUCCAAAUGGGGGUCCUCCUGGACCAAAUGGACCAGGACCUGUGCCAGGACCUUAUCCAACACAGUACCCACAACAUUACCAACAACAACCAGGACCACCAAGUCAACAAUAUGCUCCUCAAGGAUGGGGUAAUGCUUACCAACAUUGGCAGAACCAACCAGCAGCUCCAAAUGAUCCCACGAAAGCUGCUGCUGAUGCAAAUGCUGCAGCAUGGGCUGCUUAUUAUGCUCAGUUUUAUAACCAACAACCACAGGGACAGCCUCAGCCCCAAGGCCAGCCUCAACCCCAACCACAGCAGCCACAGCCUGCUCAACCACAAGCUCAACAGCAACCCCAGCCUGCAACUACGGCAGGUGGACAGCCAGAUUAUAGUGCAGCCUGGAUAGAAUAUUAUCAUUCCCUAGGGAUGCACCGAGAAGCAGAGAUGAUUGAGCAACAGGCCCGUGCCAACCAACAGGUUUACUUUUUUUUUUUUUUUGUAUUGAACUUCAGUGUAGUAGUUCUUAGUAUUAUUUGUCAAGCCGAGCAAAAGUACCCUGCAAUGUUAGGCUUUAAUACGACAAACAGGGGGUGUGGUCUUCUUUCUACCACUAUUUUAGAACCAUUCAUCUGA